UUUAUAAAGAAAGUGAAUACAGACAUGGGUAACACUUCUGAUUUCACAACUACUGUUUGUUACCUGAACAGGACUACGGAACAGGUAGGAGAAGGGGGGGUUAUAACCUGCUGUGACCUGUUAAGCCACAAUGCAUUUCAGCUGUUACAAACGUGCUUUGAAACGAAAAUUAUCUGAGGUUGUAAAGCAGAACGCUUGGUGGCGCUGCAAGCUAAGAAAAUGAAAAAACGAUGCAGAAUCCGUGCCUCCUUAAAAGCUGAACAGUCUGGGAGCUUGAAAAGGAAACAUUUUACACUACAGGAGACAGAAGGCUUCAGAGAGGUAGCUAUUCUUACCUCGUCAAGGAGAGCAACUCCAGAUCACUACAUUUAAUCGAGCUGGCUUAGAGCAUUUGUGGUGAUUAAAGACUGCGCCUUUGGACCCUGAGGAAGAUGGCGACGACGCUCCCCGAAGCACUGCAGAAAAGGCAAGUGACCGCCAUUACGUUCUUAUUACUGUUGUGGGGGGCGGGCAGCGCGACCCUGAAGUAUUCUGUUCUGGAAGAGAGGGAGAGUGGCUCUUUCGUGGCCAACCUAGCAAAAGAUCUGGGGCUGGGAGAAGGGGAGCUGGCCGCGCGGGGCGCCCGGAUUCUUUCCAAAGGGAACAAACAGCACUUGCAGCUGGAACCGAAGAGUGGAAAUUUGCUCGUCAAAGAACAAAUGGACCGGGAGGAGUUGUGUGGUGACACGGAUCCAUGUAUACUGCACUUCCAGGUGUUGCUGAAAAACCCAGUGCAGUUUAUUCAAGGUGAACUACAGCUGCAAGAUGUAAAUGAUCAUGCUCCAGAAUUCUUAGAAAAUGAAACCCUCCUCAAAAUCUUGGAAAGCAGCCACCCUGGGUCUCUGUUUCCUUUGAAAAUAGCUCAAGAUCCGGAUGUGGGGAGCAACACGGUUCAGACCUACACAAUCAGCACCAAUUCCCAUUUCCACCUUUUCACCCGCAAUCACAGCGAUGGCCGGAAAUACCCCGAGCUGGAGCUGUACAAAGCGCUGGACAGGGAGGUGCAGCCAGAGUUCAGGUUAACCCUCACAGCGCUGGACGGCGGGUCACCGCCCAGGACGGGGACUUCGCAGGUCCUCAUCCUAGUCCUAGACGUCAAUGAUAACGCCCCCGAGUUUGCUCAGCAGCUGCACCAUGUGCAAGUCCCAGAGAACAGCCCCAUAGGUGCCCUCAUUACCACUGUGUCCGCUAGAGACGUGGACGCUGGGACAUACGGCGAGCUCUCCUACUCAUUUUUUCAAUCCUCAAAUCAAAUCAUGCAGGCCUUUGAAAUAAAUACAGCCACAGGAGAAAUCAGAUUAAAGAGACUACUGGAUUUUGAGGAAACUCGGUCUUACCGAAUGGAAAUUGAAGCCUCAGACGGCGGAGGUCUUUCAGGAAAAUGCACUGUGGCCAUAGACGUGAUAGACGUGAAUGACAACGCCCCCGAGCUGACCAUGUCAGUACUCACCACGGACAUCCCCGAAAACUCCCCGCAAACCGUGGUCGCUGUGUUUGGAAUAUCAGAUCCAGACUCAGGAGACAAUGGAAAAAUGGUGUGCUCCAUUGAAGAAGAUCUCCCCUUUAUUCUGAAACCGACCUUAGAAAAUUUCUACACCCUGGUAACCGAAGGAGCGCUGGACAGGGAGGCCAGGGCCGAGUACAACAUCACCAUCACCGUGUCCGACCUGGGCACGCCCAGGCUGACGACCCGGCACCACGUCGCGGUGCAGGUGUCCGACGUGAACGACAACGCCCCAGUCUUCAGCCAGGCCGCCUACACCCUGCUGGUGCGCGAGAACAACAGCCCCGGGCUGCUCAUCGGCUCCGUGAGCGCCAGCGACAGGGACGCGGGCGCCAACGCGCAGCUCACCUACUCGCUGCUGCCGCCGCCGCCCCAGCAGCAGCCGCAGCCUCAGCCGCAGCCGCCCCAGCCGCCGCAGCCCGACGUGGCGGCGCUCGUGUCAGUGCACGCGGACAGCGGGCAGCUGUACGCGCUGCGCGCGCUCGACUACGAGGCCCUGCGCGCCUUCGAGUUCGGCGUGCGCGCCGCCGACCGCGGCUCCCCGGCGCUGAGCAGCGAGGCGCGCGUGCGCGUGCAGCUGCUGGACGCCAACGACCACGCGCCGGCCGUGCUGUACCCGCCGGCCAACGGCUCGGCCGCCUGCCCCGAGCUGGUGCCGCGCGCGGCCGACGCGGGCUACCUGGUGAGCAAGGUGGUGGCGGUGGACGGCGACGCGGGCCAGAACGCCUGGCUGUCGUUCGAGCUGCUCAAGGCCACGGAGCCCGGGCUGUUCGGCGUGUGGGCGCACAGCGGCGAGGUGCGCACGGCGCGGCCGCUGAGCGAGCGCGACGCGGCCCGGCAGCGGCUGCUGGUGCUGGUGCGGGACCACGGCGAGCCGCCGCUGUCGGCCAGCGUCACGCUGCACGUGCUGCUGGUGGACGGCUUCUCGCAGCCCUACGUGGCGCUGCCCGACGCGGCGGCGGCGGCCGAGCCGGCGCGGCCCGACUGGCUCACGGUGCAGCUGGUGGUGGCGCUGGCGGCGGUGUCGUCGCUCCUGGUGCUGAGUGUGCUGGCGCUGGUGGCGGCGCGGCUGUGCGGCGGGGGCGGGGGCGGGGGCGGGGGCGGGGUGGGUGGCGGGGCGGGGUGUGCGCUUGGCGUUGGCGGCGGCGGCGUUGGCGGCGGCGCGGGUGGGGAGGGCCGCUUCCCGGGGCCGCUGCUGGACGUGAGCGGCGGCGGGACGCUGUCGCACAGCUACCAGUAUGAGGUGCGCCUGACGGGCGACGCUGGGACCGGGGAGUUCAGGUUCAUGAAGCCAGUACUUUCUAACUUCCUAGGAGAGAGCGCAGAUAUGAACACCGAGGAGGACUCUAACUUUAGGAAUCAUUUGGCGUUUAGUUAGGAAUCUAACUUUGAGAGCAUGUGAUAAUUCAUGGUAUUCACUAACCUGGAAUUCUCUAACCUUUUCAUUCCCAUAAAUAGUGUGCACAUUCAAACAGUGAUUACUGUUAUAUAGCUAUUUCAACCUAUUGACUUAGUUUAUGUUUCCUAUGUUGUGCAUCUCAUAUGCAAAGAGAAAUCGUGUUUCCUGAAUUUUCUUUCGGUGAGAUUUUCAGAAGUCACAGAUGUUUUCAAGUUUCUGCUGUUUGAGCUUGUUCGUUGUAUUGUUAGGAUUAAGAGAACUGUGUUCUAGACUUCCUGAGUAGCAUCAGCAUGAGCUAUUAUAAAUGAUGGCUUUCAGUUCUAAAAAUAUCUUCAUUUAUGCAAAAAUUCUAGUAAUAUAAAUUGUUGGAUUUCUGUUUUGUCAUUUCCAUACACUCUUGUCUUUCCUCAACUGGACCAGUAUCUAUUUGGAUGUUGUUUUCUAAAUUGAGUAAUUUCUUUGAACAGUAGAACAUCUGUUAUUCUAAAUGAUUCAAUUCCUGUUACAUUAAGAAAAAGGAUAGAAAAAGUGUUGGUAGA
Messenger RNA from Lepus europaeus (European hare), 3481 nucleotides. RefSeq names its product protocadherin beta-17-like. Gene Ontology annotation, cellular component: plasma membrane. The coding region runs from base 432 to 2921 and encodes 829 amino acids. Gene Ontology annotation, biological process: homophilic cell-cell adhesion. The transcript has a single exon. NCBI's taxonomy places the organism in Eukaryota, Metazoa, Chordata, Mammalia, Lagomorpha, Leporidae. Gene Ontology annotation, molecular function: calcium ion binding. The record is from RefSeq and is a predicted model, not a curated record.